Fusarium graminearum PH-1 is the source of this 1050-nucleotide messenger RNA. RefSeq names its product GATA type zinc finger protein Asd4. NCBI's taxonomy places the organism in Eukaryota, Fungi, Ascomycota, Sordariomycetes, Hypocreales, Nectriaceae. The transcript has a single exon. Bases 1 to 1050 code for a protein of 349 amino acids. The record is from RefSeq and is a predicted model, not a curated record.
AUGCGCCCUGACCUGGCGAAUAAGAAAAAGGUCAGUUCGAUACUUUCCGAUAUCCUACUUGCCACUAAUAUUCUCCAGCAACAACAGCAGCAGCAGCAAGCUGCAGCACAGGGAUUCGCCACGACCGAUGCGAACGGUUUCGAUACUACUGCUGCCGCACGACGAGCCUCCCACAACAAAGCGAACGGCCACGAUGGAGAUUCUCCCAUCUCCCGCACUGGCACCCCCUCGAUGUAUGCGCAUCACAACAUAUCCUCCUUCAUGGUUGAAGACCCAUACCAGAGUAGUUUUGUCGCAACUGGAGAAGGCCGUGCGACAUCGCCUAUGAACGGAGACCGCAAGAUGGAUGCGCCUCAAUCUCAGGAGCAACUCAUCGCGCAAAAUUCAAGCCUUAAGACACGGGUCAGCGAGCUUGAAGUAAUCAUAGAGCUUUUCCGAGGUCGUCUUGCCCAGUUGGAGCAACAAGAAGCCACUGCUAGAAACAGUCAACAAGUUGCGAGUGCCGAGCAAAACCAAUUGCGCUCCGAGCUUGACGCGACAAGAGAGAGUGAGGCUCAGCUACGUACACAACUUGAAGACAGCCACCGACGUGAGAACAGCUUGAAGCGACGCUUGGAUGAGCUUGAGCUUGAGUUUCAAGCGGUUCACCCGAUCGGCUCAGACCCUGAUGAGCGACCUGCCAAGAGACCUCGUACUGUCGAUGAACCCUACAAGACUCAAUCAGAAACAGACAUUGAGGCCGCUGCCGAGGCACUCAUCGCUUCUGAAGCAUCUAGACCCAACGAGACGGCCGAAACUGCCCGUUAUGAGGCUACUGAAACACCCGAAGUAUCACAGCCCUCGGAAGAGACUAAGGAAACCUACCCUUCCCCAGAGACAGAGGAUGUUCCUAUCGACCCUGACAUGCCAAUGAUGGACGACACCCCUCAAUCUGGAGAGAAAGUAAAGCCUGAUGAUGCCAGUGUCCUUGACCCCCCUGCCGCCACUGAUGCAUCUUCCGAGGCCGUUGAAGGUGCACAAGGUACUGCGUCUGAAACUGCGACUGCGUGA